Tripterygium wilfordii is the source of this 3758-nucleotide messenger RNA. Its product is annotated as kinesin-like protein KIN-5D. The record is from RefSeq and is a predicted model, not a curated record. Gene Ontology annotation, molecular function: microtubule binding; plus-end-directed microtubule motor activity; ATP binding. NCBI's taxonomy places the organism in Eukaryota, Viridiplantae, Streptophyta, Magnoliopsida, Celastrales, Celastraceae. Gene Ontology annotation, biological process: microtubule-based movement. The transcript has 23 exons. The coding region runs from base 256 to 3411 and encodes 1051 amino acids.
UUCUCUCUCCAUCAUCUUUGCUUCCCUCACACAUCUCCGUCUCUACAGCUCUCUCUCUGUCUCCUCUUUCUUUUAACAUCUUAUAAUUAUACAAUUAAUAUUGAGAUUUCUCUCUCAGUCUCUCUCUAGAGCACAGUCGCCUUCUCGUCUCCAAUUGUCGCCAUUGUUUCAAACAAUCUCUCUAUUGCACGGCCGGCCUGUCGUUUCGAUUUGUAGAUUCUGAGCUUCGAUCGGCGUCUUUGCAGAGCUAGAUACAUGGAUUCUUCACAGAUACAGCUGAAAAGAGGAGGCUUGGUUUCACUAUCGCCGUCACAGACUCCACGCUCCAGUGACAAAUCAGUGCGAGAUCUGCGAUCUGGAGACACAAAUUCAAGCAGCAAGCAUGACAAAGACAAGGGCGUUAAUGUGCAGGUUAUUGUGCGAUGCAGGCCAUUGAGUGAGGAUGAGGCGAGGGUGCAUACACCUGUGGUGAUCACAUGUAAUGAUGGUAGGAGAGAGGUUAAUGCUGUUCAGAACAUUGCAAACAAGCAGAUUGAUAGAACAUUUCUAUUUGAUAAGGUAUUUGGUCCAGCAUCCCAACAAAUGGACUUGUAUGAUCAUGCUGUGUCUCCAAUUGUCAAUGAAGUUCUUGAGGGCUACAAUUGCACCAUCUUUGCAUAUGGUCAAACAGGAACAGGGAAGACGUACACAAUGGAAGGAGGGGCUAGAAAAAAGAAUGGAGAAUUUCCAAGCGAUGCUGGUGUCAUCCCAAGAGCUGUUAAACAAAUUUUUGAUAUAUUAGAAGCUCAGAAUGCUGAGUAUAGCAUGAAAGUAUCGUUUUUGGAACUUUACAAUGAGGAGAUAACUGAUCUUUUGGCUCCAGAAGAAGCUUCAAAAUUCAUAGAUGACAAAUCAAAGAAACCUAUAGCUCUCAUGGAAGAUGGAAAAGGGGGUGUUUUUGUUAGAGGCUUGGAAGAAGAGAUAGUUUGUACUGCAAAUGAAAUUUAUAAAAUAUUAGAGAGAGGUUCUGCAAAAAGGCGAACAGCAGAGACUCUUCUUAACAAACAAAGCAGCCGUUCUCACUCAAUAUUUUCUAUAACAAUCCACAAUAAGGAGUUUACUCCGGAGGGGGAAGAGAUGAUUAAGUGUGGAAAGCUAAAUCUUGUUGAUCUUGCUGGUUCUGAGAAUAUUUCACGUUCUGGUGCCCGAGAGGGCAGAGCAAGGGAAGCUGGGGAGAUCAAUAAAAGCUUGCUGACACUCGGCCGUGUCAUUAAUGCCCUCGUUGAGCACUCCGGCCAUGUUCCAUAUAGGGAUAGCAAACUAACAAGGUUGUUGAGGGACUCAUUGGGAGGGAAAACAAAAACAUGCAUAAUUGCCACUAUAUCACCCUCCAUCCACUGUUUGGAAGAAACAUUAAGCACUCUUGAUUAUGCUCACCGUGCCAAGAACAUCAAGAACAAACCAGAGGUCAAUCAGAAGAUGAUGAAGUCUGCAAUGAUGAAGGAUUUGUAUUCUGAAAUUGACCGGCUGAAGCAAGAGGUAUAUGCUGCAAGGGAGAAGAAUGGGAUUUACAUACCACGGGAUCGUUAUCUUGCUGAAGAAGCCGAGAAAAAGGAAAUGUCUGAAAAAAUAGAACGCAUGGAACUUGAAUCAGAAUCCAAGGACAAGCAACUGUUGGAGAUUCAGGAGCUCUACAAUUCCCAGCUACUCUUGACAGCAGAGCGAACUGAGAAACUUGAGAAGACUGAGAAAAAGCUUGAGGAAACUGAAAAUUCAUUGUUUGAUCUCGAAGAAAAGCAUAGACAGGCUAAUGCAACAAUUAAAGAGAAGGAAUUUCUGAUUUCUAAUCUCCUUAAAUCCGAGAAGGUACUCAUGGAGCGUGCAUUUGAGCUUCGAGCAGAGCUAGAGAAUGCAGCAUCAGAUGUUUCUAGUUUAUUUGCCAAAAUUGAGAGAAAGGAUAAAAUUGAAGAAGAAAACAAAGUACUUGUCCAGAGAUUCCAAUCACAAUUAACACAGCAACUUGAAAUCUUGCAUAAGACUGUGGCAGCUUCUGUGAUUCAACAAGAGCAGCAACUGAAAGAUAUGGAAGAAGAUAUGCUAUCCUUUGUAUCAACCAAAGCAGAGACCACCGAAAAACUUCGAGGAGAGAUAGGAAAGUUGAAAACCAUGCAUGGUUCUGGUAUCAAAGCUUUGGAUGACAUGGCUAGUAAGCUUGAUGAAAAUUCCCAAAGUACUUUUGGUGACCUGAACUCUGAAGUAGCCAAGCAUUCGCAAGCUCUCGAGAAUCUCUUUAAAGGAAUUGCUUCAGAAGCUGAUGCACUACUUAGCGAUCUUCAAACUAGUCUGUACAAGCAGGAGGAAAAGCUUAAUGCACAUGCACAACAACAGCGUGAGGCACAUUCCAGAGCAGUAGAAACAGCACGUUCUGUUUCUAAAAUUACUGUGAACUUCUUCAAAACUCUAGACAUGCAUGUGUCCAACCUAUCCCAAAUUGUGGAAGAUUCGCAAAUUGUCAAUAACCAGAAAUUGUCUGAACUAGAAAAGAAGUUUGAGGAGUGUGCUGCUAAUGAGGAAAGGCAACUGUUAGAAAAAGUGGCGGAGCUGCUUGCAAGUUCAAAUGCAAGGAAGAAAAAACUGGUCCAAAUGGCAGUGCAUGAUCUCCAGGAAAGUGCAACCAGCAGAACUAAUAAGCUGCAGGAAGAAAUGUCAACCAUGCAGCAGUCCACUUCUUCUGUCAAAGCUGAAUGGACAGUUCACAUGGAAAAGACAGAAACACACUAUCUUCAGGAUACUUCUGGUGUGGAAAGUGGAAAGAGAGACAUGGAGGAGGUGCUUCAAAAUUGCUUGAAGAAGGCGAAAAUGGGUCUGCAACAAUGGAGAGAUGCUCAAGGAUCCUUGUUGACCCUAGAGAAAAGCAACGUUGCUUCUGUGGAUUCCAUUGUUAGUGGAGGGAUGGAAGAGAACCAAGUACUGCGAGCACAAUUUUCUUCUGCAGUCUCAACAGCUCUUGAAGAUGUAGAUGCUGCAAACAAAAAUCUUCUUGCAUCCAUUGAUCAUUCAUUGCAACUUGACCGUGAUGCAUGUGGGAAUCUUGAUGCCAUGGUUGGACCUUGUUGUGAAGAUUUGAGGGAAUUGAAGAGUGGUCACUAUCAUAAGAUAGUAGAAAUUACAGAAAAUGCCGGAAAAUGUCUUCAAGAUGAGUACAUGGUGGACCAGCAGUCUUGUUCAACGCCACAAAAGAGAUCAUUCAAUUUACCAAGCAUCUCAUCAAUUGAGGAGCUCAGAACUCCUGCUUUUGAGGAAUUGUUGAAAUCGUUUUGGGAUGCAAAAUAUGCAAAGCUCGCAAACGGUGAUGCAAAACAUAUUGUUGGAGCGUAUGAGGCUGCCCAGUCCUUGAGGGAUUCCAGAUUUCCUCUCACUGCUAUUAAUUGAGGUUAGUGGAAACAAAAUAGAUAAGUAUAGUGGCGAUAAACAAAAAGGUGUGUACAGAAUAUACGAGUCAAGUAUUAAUUCUCGCCUACUAUUUGUUGAUUUUGCUUGUUCAAGAGUUCCAUCUUGAUGCAGGAAAAUAUAAUAGAUUUCGUUUCAAGUCAGGGCUGAUAUGCAGAGAUAUCUGUUACUUAUAUAAUAAGUUUUCUAGUUUUGAUGUUGCAAUUGAUGAUAUUUUUUCUUCCUUAGAAUGGAAGAGAUAUCUGUAACUUAUAUACGUUUUCUAGUUUUGAUGUUGGAAUGGAUGAUGUUUUCCUUCCUUAUUUAGAAUGGAAGAGAAUAUUUGGUGA